GGACAGGACGGGGCGGGCCGAGCAGGCUGCUGCCUGUCUCCGCGCGUAAGGGCUCCUGAGCGCUCGUCCUCUGGGCUACGAUGUAGCCUCUGUGCGGGAGGUGCGUACCCGCUGAUGGGGCAGGGCUCCGCGGUGCGUCGGUCCGUGGCCGGGGGAGCGAGUGACCUGGCUUGAUAAUCGGUGCUUUCGCUGCAUAGGCUUGCAGUGCAGUGCAGUCCACCGGCCUGGGGAAGCGACGACAGAGGCCUCGGCAGCUCAGGUUUGUUCAUUGUUCUUAUUUUAAACAGUGGAAAGAAGGGAACUGGAUAGAACACAAAUUAUGAAGGUGUUAGUCAUUGGACUUGGAGGUGUGACAAAUGGGGGGAAAACAACACUGGCAAAACGACUUAGGAAACAGCUUCCAAACUGCAGUAUACUCUCUCAAGAUGACUUCUUUAAGCCAGAAUGUGAAGUAGAGAUAGAUGAACAUGGAUUUAAGCAAUAUGAUGUACUUGAUGCCCUUUAUAUGGAGGAAAUGGUGACAAGCAUACACUCAUGGAUGAAAAACCCAACAGGCUCUUCUGUCUCAACAGCAGAAUCAAAGAGUACACCUGUCAAUCUGAAAAGUACAGAAGAAGUUCACAUUUUAAUAGCUGAAGGUUUUCUUCUGUAUAACUAUGAGCCUCUUAAUGAAGUAUGGGAUAGAAGAUAUUUUCUGACCAUUCCAUAUGAAGAAUGCAAGAGGAGACGGAGUACCAGAGUUUAUCAACCGGCAGAUCCACCAGGAUACUUCGAUGGACACGUAUGGCCUAUGUAUUUGAAACAUAAAAGGGAAAUGGAAGAAAAUAAAAAUAAUAUCGGUGAGCAGGUCACAGCAAAACCAUGUGAGAAGUGGGAAUUCUUUCCAGUAUGGAUUCAGGGUCAAUUUUAUGGUUUCUGGCAAAGUGAUCCACCCAAUCUAUUGUAUGUACAUCCGAAACACCAGUUUAUACAAAUCCAUAUUGUACUGUAGUGACUGCUAUUUCUGUUAGACUUAUAAAUAUUGAUGAACAGUAUAGGUCAUCCAGUAGACUAGUGCAGUAUUUUUAAAGUGAUAGCCUUGCUCAGAGUGGCAUCUGUAACCCUGUGACAAACUUUAAGCCUGAUUUAAUAUUUAAUCAUGUAAUAUAAGGAAUUUGAAAAUUACUUUAAUGUAUGGAAAUAUAGCCUUGGAUAUUUCAUAAAUAUACUUUCAUAGGUAUACGCUAUGUGCACAAUUUUAUAUCCAAGUAAAAUAUUUUUGGAAUUGAAAAUCACAAAUGCAAAGUGAUUGCACGUUAGUAAUAUAGGGAAAAAUAGAAGUAAUAGCUCAUAAGAUAUUAAAUAUGAGUAUUAAAUGACAUGAUGUGGUUAAAGAGGCAAAAGCCAUUUUGGGAGGUAUUGCACUUGAGAACAGAAACAGAAUUCUUCCUUUUUCACAUGGUGCUUGUUAGAAUGCAGCUGGAGUAUUGUGUAUUGUUUGGGGCACUAUGGAAAGGAUAUAGAUAAUCUGAAGAGCAACUACUAGGCUAUUAGAAAGAGUUGUAGGAUAAGAAGAGAGGUUGGUAGUGGUUCAGAUGUGUUAACAGUAACAGGAUGAAAAACGUGCAGCCUGGAAAAUAAGGUUUUGAGUUGUAAAAGAUUCUGGCUGACAUGCACAAAAGAUGGUACAAAAGAGAAGAAGGAAAGAAUAAGAUUCUCAUUAAUCAUAAAUGAUUAAUUAGAAAUAAAUUAAAAAAAGAAAUGUGAUUAGAGAACAGAAAAAUUAUAUGGUUUAGAUCAGCUAAGGAAUAGUACCAGCUUCUCAGUCAUAUAAAAAUAUAUAAAUACACACAGGGAGGACUUAAAACUAUUUGAAAACAAACUAUCUUUUGAGGAUUGUCUAGAUAUCUUAAUUCUACUCAAACCAAAGGUGCAAACCAUAUAACCUACUACAGGGUCCUUCCAACCCUAAAAGUUCUAGUAUUGUUCACUUUCAGGCAUUUUGGUAGCACAGAAAUGUGUUUUUGUUCGGAUAUUUUUAGCCUGACAACUAUAAUAUGGUAGCCAUCUUGACUGUCUGAUCAUGAAUGCAAUAUUAAGACUGUUAAUAGUAAGCAGAAAAUAUAUUCGUGGUGAUCUACUAAAACAGAAGCAGUGUAAGUGUAUGUAGAAAUAUGUUUAAGAUGAAAUACUUUUUAAUGUGAAUUUCUGUAUUUCAAUUUUAUACAACAAAUAAAAUAUACUCUAAUUGUGUUUUCUCAAA
Chrysemys picta bellii (western painted turtle) is the source of this 2242-nucleotide messenger RNA. Lineage: Eukaryota; Metazoa; Chordata; Testudines; Emydidae. The record is from RefSeq and is a predicted model, not a curated record.